This is a messenger RNA of Misgurnus anguillicaudatus (oriental weatherfish), 3333 nucleotides long. RefSeq names its product ADP-ribosylation factor-like 8 (gene arl8). The record is from RefSeq and is a predicted model, not a curated record. Gene Ontology annotation, molecular function: GTPase activity; GTP binding. Lineage: Eukaryota; Metazoa; Chordata; Actinopteri; Cypriniformes; Cobitidae.
UGAUCCAGGCUCACACAUGUAACCCGACACUAAUGGGGGAUGGUGUGUGCACAACACAAGCGAGUGAGCGCUUAUUAUUUAUCCAGCACAGACUCUCUGAACUCUGUGUGCCUUAGCAGCUUACUCCCCGAGCACCUCACGAGCACAUACAGUACACGCGUGUAGCCGAACAAACGGUCUGCACUGGAGUUAUUUUUUUGUCCUCCACGAGGAAAAUGUGGACGAGAUCGGAGCGGUGUGGAAAGUGAAGAGUGUCUGGAGAGAGAUGUGUCUGCAUCUGUCGCACACUUGAUCUUAUCAGCCAGAAAGAUCAAGUGCCCGGGUUACCCGUGUUAAAAGACAGUGGACAUUCUCACGCGAACGUCGGCACGUGCUGAGUAAAGUACGGCAAAUGGCACGAGCGGAUUCAUGAAGAAAUAACGGACAUCGGUGAAUUCACGUAUUAACGUUACUGUUACACUGUAGGCCUCUCUGCUAAACUUACACUUGCUGGCCAACAUUGCUCACCCUGUAGGAGAAAUGGGUCUAAUUUUCGCCAAAUUGUGGAGUUUCUUUUGUAAUCAAGAACACAAGGUGAUUAUUGUGGGACUGGACAAUGCUGGGAAGACCACUAUACUAUAUCAAUUUUUAAUGAAUGAGGUGGUGCACACAUCUCCUACAAUUGGUAGCAAUGUUGAGGAAAUAGUGGUUAAGAAAACACACUUCUUGAUGUGGGAUAUUGGUGGUCAAGAAAGUCUCCGGUCUUCGUGGAACACGUACUACUCCAACACAGAGUUCAUCAUACUGGUUGUGGACAGUACGGACAGAGAAAGACUAGCCAUUUCUAAAGAAGAGUUAUACAGAAUGCUUGCUCACGAGGACCUGCGCAAAGCUGCGGUCCUGAUCUUUGCCAAUAAGCAAGACAUGAAGGGUUGCAUGUCCGCAGCAGAGAUUUCUAAAUACCUGACCCUCAGCUCUAUUAAGGAUCAUCCAUGGCACAUUCAGUCCUGCUGUGCGCUCACUGGAGAGGGGCUGUGUCAGGGUUUAGAAUGGAUGACCUCAAGAGCUGGACUCAGAUAGCCACCAAUUCUCCUUAUUGGAUUGAUGGACAACAAUCACAGGCUCAUCCCAUUGGCUGCUUAUGUUUUUGUUUUUAACCUCUUGAUCAAAAAUGAUGCUUUUUGGCUGGACUCUGGACACCUACCUCAGCUGGGAUUUAUCAGUGAACUGAAUCUUCUUAAAAAAACUUGUUGAUCAAUAUGUCAGGAGCAACUGGAUUACACAAUGGGUGGAUAAGACAAGAGAAGGAAUUCCAAAGUCUGAAGUAUUUUUUGCUUAAAGAGAGACACUGCUGAAUGUUAUGUGAUAUAUGGGGAAAAUUGUGUGUGUUUUUAACACUCUGGCAGUGGGUUGGAGAUUCACUGGAUGGUUAUAUUAAGUUAAUCAUGUUUUAUGUUGUCCUAUAUCCUCUACUGGGAAGAAAUAUUUGAAUGGUUAUGUUCUCUUUUGGUUGGUUGUUUUCAUGUUGCUUUUUCAGAGCACUUUGGUUAUUUGUUGCCAUUGGUCAACUGUGUGUUUCUGAUGACCUUAUUUGGGUAUCAGGUGUUUAAAACACCACUGGUGCCCACCACCACACUACAUAUCAUGAAGACAACGCAUAUCAGAUCACUUGGUACACGGGUGGGGAACCCUGUCAGGGAGGGCCACUGUCCUGCAGAGUUUAGUUCCAACCCUAAUUAAACACACCUGAAAAUUCAAGUAAAAAAAAUCAGGUGUGUUUGGUUAGGGUUGGAACUAAGCUCUGCAGGACAGUUGCCCUCCAGGACCCAGGGUUCCCCACUCCUGACUUAGUACAUAUUACCUCAGUCAUUUGGUACACUAGAGGGUGCUCUUGCUAUUUAAGACGUGUCCAUUACAGCUUAAAAUGUCAUUUAUGAUGCAAUUUAAAGAUGGACGCCUGUCAGUGUAAGAUGUGUUUCAGGUAUUUGCUUUUAUUGUUGUAAGAUAAGGCAGUGUGGCUUUUUGUCUUUUAUGUAUAUUCAGUAUUUUUAAUUUUUGAUAAAAUGGCACAUGCUAGAAUGCAGCAGUUGGGAGGACUUGAUGUAAAGCCUUUUACAAAUGUGUGUGUGUGGGUCUGUGUGCAAGCUUUGACCAUGAAAAUGUCCAACCAACACUGCUACUCUGCAGAUUAAGACAGAGCCCAACACUGCAGGUGAACUAGCAUGUUUUUGUUUAGGGUCAUUCAUUUACCAUGAGGAAAUAAUAAUGAAGAGAAACUCAUUGAUAAAGCUUCCAGUAUUAUAAUUUUAUAAACAAUUGGUAUUUUUACCCAAUCCCUUGCAAGUAAUUCGCCACAAUUAAACUAUGUAGUGUGAUGUCUUUAUAGGUCAAAAAGCUGAAACAGUUGUGUGUGCUUAUUAUAUAAAUUGAUGCAAUUUGUUCAGAUGUUUUAAAGUCAGACAUUUAACUCCUUGAUUUUGUAUUAUCCAGGUUGCAUAACACAAUGUGAAUGAAUAGUGAUUCUGCCAAUAUGUUUCUUGUUCAAUCUGAAACUUGUCCUAUGUACAAUGAUUUUUAAUGCGCUGUGCUUGGUAAAGGGAAAUUUUUACAAGACCUGGAUACAGCGAUUACAAAUUGGUGCUCUCCCUACCAGCAUUUGGAUCUGUUGGUAUAGUUGUUAUUGGCUGCUGAUGUAGGAAAUCAAUCAUAUUGCCUGCUUUUGCUUUCUUUCCUGUUUGUUAGGGUUUUCUGUUGUGAGGCCACACUGUGGAUGGUCUUUAAAUUUUUUAUCAUAAUUACAAUUUCUUACAGGGGCUUCUCAGACUGGAAAUGAGAAUUAGAUGAAACAGCAAUGAAAUUAAUUUUGGGCUUUUUGACCAUUAGCAUGAAAGAGUUCGCCAGAUGUAUGUAAACUGCUCUCAGACCAUCUUUGCUUUUUAAGUGCACAACAUUGCAAACUCGUGGCCGGUUGAAUAAACUUCUAAGACUUGUCUUAAAAGUUAGUCAUGUAUUUUUUCUUCAAGACUGGUCAUAAUUGGUCAACUAAUUGCGAGUUGGUCAGACUAGUUCUCAAGACACAAUCUUAAUUUUGCGGCUAUGUUUAUGCAACCGGCCACUGAUAUCGGUUAAUUGGUACCAUUUUAAAUAGAGGUACAUUGACAAAACUAUUUGAAAGUAGAAUGGGAGUGACAAGUUGUUGCAAAUGCUUUAGAGAAAUGAAAUAUUUAGUUUCUUUACUGAAGGUCAAUACAUUGUUUUAAAGAUGUGCCAUUUUUGAAUGAGCAGGUGACAUCUGUAGCAUCUUACCUAAUUCUUAUAAUUUUAUAAUAAAAGCUUUUAUUUGGAAACCUAAAA